Trifolium pratense (red clover) is the source of this 2805-nucleotide messenger RNA. Its product is annotated as monosaccharide-sensing protein 2-like. Gene Ontology annotation, biological process: transmembrane transport. Gene Ontology annotation, cellular component: membrane. The coding region runs from base 337 to 2517 and encodes 726 amino acids. The record is from RefSeq and is a predicted model, not a curated record. Lineage: Eukaryota; Viridiplantae; Streptophyta; Magnoliopsida; Fabales; Fabaceae. The transcript has 5 exons. Gene Ontology annotation, molecular function: myo-inositol:proton symporter activity.
AAAUAAUAAUAAUAAUAAUAAUUAAAAAAAACAGUUCACUGACAAUAUAGGACAGCUAAGCCUCAUGAGAUGCAUAGAUAUUUUUAAAAUUUUUUUGGACGAGAAGCCAACAAACAUGAAACAAGUCAGCUUAUGAUACGGAUCAAUCGAUAAAACCAUAAACCCCUGAUAACAACCAACACUGUUGUUGUCAUGUUUCAAUUCUUCUAUUUAUAUUUGUAACAUAUGAUAACAUUGAUACAUUAUUGGCCCAUCAAUUUUUAAUUUUCAACUUUUUAUUGAAAUUCAAUAUAUUGGUCCAAAGUUUUCAUUUUGAGUUUAGCUGAGAAAAAAAAUAUGAUGGAGGUUGUGCUUAUUGCUAUUGCUGCUACACUUGGGAAUCUACUUAUUGGUUGGGAUAGUUCAACCAUUGCAGGGGGUGUGACCUACAUCAAACAAGAAUUUGAUUUGGAAAAGGAUCCAACACUUGAAGGGUUAAUUGUGUCGAUGUCUUUUAUAACUGGAACUGUUGUGACUAUAUUUUCCGGAACAAUAUCUGAUAUGGUUGGAAGACGACCUAUGUUGAUAACAUCGUCUGUGAUGUUUAUCAUUAGUGGUUUGGUAAUGUUGUGGGCUCCUAAUGUUAUUAUUAUUCUUUUGUCGAGGAUAAUCAGUGGCGUUGCCAUUGCUCUUGCUGUUACUUUUAAUCCUCUUUACAUAUCUGAGAUAGCACCACCUGAUAUAAGAGGACAAUUGAACACUCUUACUCAGUUUGCUUGUUCUGGUGGAAUGUUUUUAGCUUACAUUCUUGUUUUCUCGAUGUCCUUGUUGCCGUCGCCUAGUUGGAGAAUUAUGCUUAGUAUUAUAUCUAUUCCUUCUGUUGCUUAUUUUUUGCUGGCCGUGUUUUAUCUCCCUGAAUCUCCUCGGUGGCUUGUUAGCAAAGGUCGAAUUCAUGAGGCUGAGAAAGUUUUGCAAAGACUUCGCCGCGUCGAAGAUGUCUCAGGGGAGUUGGCUUUACUCGCGGAGGGUCUCAGUCCUGGGGGUGAAGACAUAGCCAUAGAAGAAUAUGUAGUUGCCCCAGCUAGUGAGAUCCUUAUAAACCAAGAAGCAGGAAAAGAUUAUAUAAAAUUAUAUGGACCGAAUGAGGGAGUUACAAUGAUUGCUCAACCUGUGAAUGGACAAGGUAGCAUGCUAUCGCGCAGUAUGUUGUCUCAGCAUGGAAGCUAUCCAUCACGCAGUAUGUUGUCUCAGCAGGGAAGCUUUGCAUCUCAGGCAGCUGCUAGUCUCAAGGAUCCUAUUGUCAACUUAUUUGGAAGUUUGCACGAGAGUACUCUCAUCGACAACGGUGGUUCACGCAGCAUGCUUAUUAACAAAUCUAAUAGUAUCUUUAGCAUGGGAGAUCCAGAGGCUAGUCCCUUCGGUACAAGCGACAACCUGCGUGCUCCGCUGAUGUCAUUUCAAGGUGGUGCUGAUAGGGGUUUUGGAUCUAAGGACAUGUUAGGUAUGACAAGCAAUAGCAGUUUGGUUCAUGGAAAUGAUGUCGAAACACCGAGAAAUAGAGACAUCGGUGGAGGUUGGCAAUUGGUAUACAAGUCAACUGAUGAUGCCAUGGGUGGGAAAAGAGAAGUCCAAAGGGUAUAUUUGCAUGCAGAUCCUUCUGCUGCUGCAGUGUCUCAGUCUCCGCACGUUUCGUUUGUUUCAACUUCUGGCUAUGACUUAGACGGCGGUGAAGCUUUUCAGGCCGCUGGUAUUGUCAGCCGGUCAGUUCUUGGAACUAGUGAUGCAUUGACUAUUCCAGAAGCCGCUGUGAAAGGUCCAAAAUGGAAAGCUCUUCUAGAACCCGGAGUCAAGCGUGCUUUAAUUGUCGGAAUAGGACUUCAAAUUCUUCAACAGGCUGCUGGCAUAAAUGGAUUCCUAUAUUAUGCUCCUCAGAUUCUGGAGCAGGCUGGAGUAGGGGACCUUUUAUCAAAUUUAGGCCUCAGUUCAUUAUCUGCUUCUUUUCUUGUUACUAUCAUUACAACUUUCUGUAUGCUUCCUUGUAUAGCUAUUGCCAUAAGGCUCAUGGAUGUUGCUGGCAGAAGGUCAAUCAUGCUGUACACAAUACCCAUUUUGAUAGUGUGUCUCCUAUUACUAGUACUGAAACAGUUUUUCCAACUCAGCGCUAUCCUAGAUGCGGCAAUUUCAGCUAUCAGUGUCAUUGUCUACGAAAGCGUUUUCUGUAUGGGUCUCGGUGUUAUUCCAAACAUCAUAUGUGCAGAAAUCUUCCCAACUAGUGUCCGUGGAAUCUGCAUUUCGCUUACUUCCCUUACAUAUUGGGUUUGUACAUUGGCCGUCACUUUGACAUUCCCGUAUUUGCUCCAACUUCUCGGUCUUAGUGGCGUCUUCUCUUUAUUUGUUGGUGGUUGCAUCAUUUCAUGGAUAUUUGUCUACUUGAAAGUUCCCGAAACAAAGGGCAUGCCUUUGGAAGUUAUUAUUGAGUUUUUUGCUAUUGGUGCAAAGCCGGGUACUGAUCCUUCAGAAAUUGGUAUCAAAGACUAAUUUCUUAAUGAUAUGAAUAUGAUGAUGAUGAUGAUCAUCAUCAUCAUCAGAAGAAGCAUUAAUCAUUGAUAAAUUUAGACUUGUAAUUCGUUUUGAUUCUGCUGAAAGCGAGUUUGAGAGGAUUUUGGUGGAAGAUUGAAGCUAUAUAUAGUGUUUGAACACAUACAAGUAGCUAUUUUUUGGGUUUGAGAGGAAUUUGGUGGAAGAUUGAAGUUGAAGCUAUAUAUAGUGUUGUUGUACACAUAUAAUGUUAUUUCUAUUCAUUCCUUGGCAUCUGGUUUUCGAUUA